This is a messenger RNA of Chilo suppressalis (striped riceborer), 1938 nucleotides long. Lineage: Eukaryota; Metazoa; Arthropoda; Insecta; Lepidoptera; Crambidae. The record is from the annotation of a GenBank genome assembly.
AUGGCAUUAGUGUUAUGGAGAACGUUUAUACGAGCUAAAGAGCCUUUGUUGUUAAAAUCAAAACCACGAUUGUCGCAUAACUGCGCGUUAUCCUUCGUUUUCCGAACGUACUGUGACGAUAAGAAUAACAACAAUCAUGAUUUUAGCAACAGCACAAUUUUAGUUGAAAACGGAUUCAAUGUUCAAGAACUUCCGGUGGUGAUACGAAAGUUGAAGGACUUUACAGAAACAAAGGAUAGUACUGCAAAUGAAUAUACUGCUACGGAUUCUGUAAACUAUGAUUUGAUACAAGAUGAAUUCAAGCAAUGUGUUGACUUAAGGGAUGUGUUUUCCUUAUUAUCAAAGUGUACAAAAAUAACACCUCAUAUUGCAUUAGGAGCAAUUGAGAGGAUAUAUGAGAUAGAGAAAGGAUCUAAUGCCCUGGAUGUAAACAGCAAUCAUAUUUAUUUAGCUAAGGAAGCUAUUCUCGAAAAAUUGUUAAAAGUUGUUACAAAAACUGAAGACACACAAACAAUAUUAAAUGUGCUAAAAUCUGUAUCAUCGUUUAUGGAACCUUUCAAAUAUAAGUUUUGUGAUGAAUUAUUGUUCAGAGCAAUAGAUAGCAAGAUGACUGUUGAACAAAUCUGCAUAUUUACAAAUUUUCUUAUUGAAAAUAAGUCAAAUCCAAAAUAUGCUGAAAGUAUUGAUAAACUAUGGGUAGGAUUUGUUGAAAAGGAAUGUGAUAUAAAUGAAACAAAUAUUGCAACAAUGUUUAGUAUAUUGCCAGGUCUUAAAGUAAGUAAAAGGAUUGUUUUGACUCUGUUAGAACAGAAGCUAUCUGAUAUGUGGUAUAAAAUAAAAGUGCCCACAAUGAAACAUAUUCUUGACAGCUUUGUGGAAGAGAAAUAUUUAUCAUUAGAUUCAUUUGCUACAAUUGGCAGGUGGCUUCAUACUAAUAUUCAUGCAUUAGAUGAAGACUCUUUAUUAGAUAUAGUGUCAAAACUAACUAGGCUAAAAUACACAGAUGAUCAAAUUGAAAGAGCUCUUGAGAAAUACAUGAAAUUAAAAGGUGACAAAAUUGAGUCCCAUGUUCUCAUAGUUGGGAUUUUGAAUCAUUGUAUGCAAUUUCAGAUAUGUAACAAAUAUAUCUUGAAAUCUUGCAGUGAAUAUUUUGUACAGAAUAUUAGUGAUAUUCCCCCCAGUUUUUUGAAGUCCCAUAUAUAUCCUUAUGGCUUUCUUUACUUUGAUUCAGGCAAAAGAGAUUUUUGGGAUUUGGUUGAGAAGUUUUUAUUGGAUAAUUACAUGAAAAUAAAUGUAGACGAUCUUUCUUUGAUAAUGUUGUCAUUUAUUUAUGUAGGGAAAUAUCCUUUAAAACUAGUUAGUAAAGUAUUUAGUCCAGUGUUUUUAGUAAAAUUGUAUAAUAAUAGUAACCCUGAAGCUUUGAGAAAUUUAACUUUGUUAGACAUUUCAUUGUCAUUAGAGUGCCCCCAUGAUUAUGCUGGUCCAUAUAUACCAAAAGAUCAAUGGUCCAAACCUGUGGUGCAAGACAGUAGAAUUAAAAAUAUUAUAAAUAAAGUGUACCCUAGUCUUGAAGCUGUAGCUGGAAGUGCUGACAGACUGUCCAUGGAUGUUAUGGUGCCUCAUUUUUCUGAUAGAACAUUCUUAAUAGAUGUAAUGUUUCAUCCUCCUGGACUUGAUGUAAACAAUUUCAACUGGAAAUCAAAGUCUUCUAGAAAUGUAAAUAUAGCUAUACUUUUUCAUUUACCUGACCAUUAUUGUUCAGAUAAUAUACAGUUAAUUGGACCACAAAUCAUGAGAAAAAAACAUUUGAAAAUAUUAGGAUUUAAAAUAGUGAGUGUUAAAUAUUCAAUUAUAAGUCAAUUUUAUACAUCUUUCAAUAUGCAAGGAUUAAGGCAAUAUUUGACUGACAGCAUUAAUAAUGCUGAAGAAUGUCUUUAA